Rotaria sordida is the source of this 621-nucleotide messenger RNA. The record is from the annotation of a GenBank genome assembly. NCBI's taxonomy places the organism in Eukaryota, Metazoa, Rotifera, Eurotatoria, Philodinida, Philodinidae.
AUGCAAUCAUCAACUUCUCUUUGUUCAAUAUCAUCUAUAGCAUCAAGUAAUUCGUCAACAUAUGCUUCUCGAACAAUUCUUGAAGCAAAAGAUUUACCUUCAGCUGCACCUCGAUGUCGAUCAUCAAUUAUAGCUUUUCUUCAUAAUGAUCAAACUAUUUUCUCACCACCUCCCCCUCCUCCUCCACCACGGCGUCGAUCACAACUUCUAUCAAAUAAUAAAUCUAUGUCUAAAUGUCGUCAUCUUUUUCGUACUUGUCUUUCUUCAGUUUCAUCUCCACUUUCUUUACCUAUUCAAACAAAACUAUCAGAUUCAAUUAAUCGAAAGCAAUAUUUUGCUAAAUUAUGUCAUCAUUAUCGAUUACUACUUGUUCUUAAUAAUUAUGAAUGUAAAUGUGGUUGUCAUUUUUCAAUGCAACAAGGUAGUUUUGUUAUCUUAUAUGAAACAAGAAAUGAAUUAUCAAUGUGGAAUAAAAAUAAACUUGUAACAGUUAUAUCAAAUGACUUAGUAUGUUCAAAAGUUCCAUCUGAAUAUGUUUGUGAUGUAGAAUUGUUACGUGAACGUGUUCGUUCGAGACAUUUUUAUAAUGAUGAUGAUGAUGAACAAAGUUUUGAUUUGUAA